AUGCCUCUCGCAGCUGUGAGCGCUGUCAGAGCGGUGUUUGCCUUCGUGUUGCCGCUCCUCGCAGGAGGCCAGCUGCCCGACGACUCCCUCACCCUCCUCGCCGUCGGCGACUGGGGUGGCACGAGCAACGACGAGCCGACGAACGCAAACCAGCUGGCGGUUGCUGGCGCGAUGCAGGCCGUUGCUGCAACAAAGCGGCCGCACGCGGUACUCAUGAUGGGCGACAAUUUUUACCGCCACGGCCUGAACUGUGCUGACGAUGCCGGCGCGGAUUUUGGAUAUGGCGAGGCGGCUGACGCGCACUACGACGUGGUCGUCGUCGCGUUCAGCGUUGCGCUUCCGAGGGCAAUCAGGCGUGGCAUGUCGGGAGAUGCCGCCUUUGAGCGUACCCUCGCGGAGGCGGUUGCUGUCGACACGACCGCAGCUGGCGAGGCGGCGUCUCCGUCGAACGUGCGAGACAUGCGGCUGGGCGCGUGGCAGCAGGGCGGAGAGAAGACGAGCCGGCGGGUCGAGCUCAGCUUGGUCCGCUUUCACCGCGACCCUGAGCAGCGGCGCCCCGCCUCGCUCCUCGCGGCGCUGAAUCGCGCGCUGGAGGCGGGUGUCGCCGGCGGGCAAGGAGCGCUCGGCUCCGCCUUUGACGCCAGGUUUGGCGGGAGCGGCUCGUGGCGCAUGAGCGGCGUCACGGCGCGGGUUGGCCGGCUGGAGGAUCGGCCGUGCAACCAGAAGCACUCUCCGCGCUUCAACGCCACCUUCGAGGAGGUGCCCUUCUACGUGAAUGCUGGCAACCACGACUACUAUGGCUUCGUGCGGGCGCAAGUCGACUACUCGAACGACCCGCCCGCCGGCGCGUCGGGGCGGUACCCCGUCACGGACGCACGCCCCUCGCACGUCGACGGGUCGGUCGAGGCUCCGUGGUACACCUUCAGCCUGCGGCGGGAGAGGGACGGCCUCUCGGUGCUGGUGGAGGUUGAGUGUCCUCACGCUGCCUUUGGGGGCAGGCCUGUGCACGCCCUACCGGGGCAGCCUCUCGAGGUGGGGGAAGCAGACGCCGGCGACUACUUUGACCUGCCGUGCUCGGGCCAGCGCACGAGGCGUCGAGGGACGGGCCGCGCGGAGCACGAGAAGGAGAGCGCGAGGGCGCACGAGGAGUGGCUGCUCCGCACGCUCGCCGGUGCAGCGCACGACUGGGUCAUCGUCUCGGGCCACUACCCGAUCUGGUCGGUCGCCGAGCACGGCCCCACGCCCGAGUUGGUGGAGGAGCUGCGGCCGUACCUCUUCCAGCACGGCGUGGCGCUCUACCUCAACGGGCACGACCACAACGCGCGCCCGCCGCUCUGUCGAGCCUCAGCUGCGGAGGACUUCGUCGGCCCGUUCACUGCCGAGUCGAUGCACUACGUCACGGUCCCAUUCUUCGACGCGGAGGGCUCCUUCGCGCGGGUCGACGUCGUGGACAAGCACACCGCGGUUGUGCGGAUCCUCGGGUAUGGAGGCGCCGAGCUGCACCGCUUCGAGAUCGACAACCCGCGCCGCAAGAGCGAGCCGGGCGGCGGCGGCGGCGGCGGCGCGCGCGAGGCGACGGUUGGGGCGUCAGCGACGGACGCGACAUUGCUGUACGGUUCGCUCGCGCUCAACGCAGCGCUGCUCCUCGCUUGCAUCGCCGGCGGGGCGCACUGGCUGCUGCGGAGGAGGCACGCUCUCUCGCGGGCAGCGAGGCCGAUCAUGGUGGACCGCUCAUCCUCUGGCAACAAGCCGGUGGAGGUCGACAUCGUGGCGAUGCCGCCUCGGGUGCUCGUGGAGGCGCGGGAGGCCGCGGCGGCGGCACGCGGCGGCGGCGCGGCGAGCGCGCCGACAGGCACCUGGCGCAACCUCCUUACCAACGAGGCCAUGGAUCUUGGAGCAGCAAAGCGCGACACUAAGUACGCGGCUGAGCUGCUCGGGCUACGCCUCGACGUGCCGUGGUCAGUUUGGCACGGCUACGAGGCGGGCGGACGGGAGCCCGGCAUCCUAUGGAGAUAUGACGCUGAAGAGCGUACCUUCACGGUGCGCUUCGAAAACGAGCUCGACCUCGACGAUCUCGAGGACGUGUCGUGGGCGGAGGUGCUCGGCACUGUGCCCAUGGCGGAGUGA
This is a messenger RNA of Emiliania huxleyi CCMP1516, 2127 nucleotides long. RefSeq lists its product as hypothetical. The record is from RefSeq and is a predicted model, not a curated record. Bases 1 to 2127 code for a protein of 708 amino acids. Lineage: Eukaryota; Haptophyta; Isochrysidales; Noelaerhabdaceae. The transcript has 13 exons. Gene Ontology annotation, molecular function: ferrous iron binding; ferric iron binding; acid phosphatase activity.